Molecule: messenger RNA, 234 nt
Organism: Soboliphyme baturini
Lineage: Eukaryota; Metazoa; Nematoda; Enoplea; Dioctophymatida; Soboliphymatidae
Source: the annotation of a GenBank genome assembly
AUGCUCUGCGAGAGAGGUCGAAAGAACGAGCGUGUUCUCCACACAGAGGCAAUCACGGAUAGCAGGCCGUCGUUUGUCACUGCUCUGCUGACCGGCUGGCUGAAUGGCUGGAUGCUGUGUUCGCACGCGAUGGCCAUCGCCAUCGCCAUCAUCGUCUCACCGUCGCUACGGUCGUCUAACCACUUAAACGGCGUAAGCGUACAACACAGCAAUGGUCGUCGAACGUCGCUUUGA